UCGGAAUUAUCAGAUUGUCGGGUCUUAGGUAUUCCCCUUGCAUGGCGUCUUCGGAUGGAUAUAAAAUAUGGUACCAUCGUUGACUGAGGCAUACUUCGACUUCGAGCUGAAUCGAACAACAAGUGAAUUCUUCUUCAAUUGCCGUAACAAAUUUUAUUGAAAUGGCUGUCUCACAUAUCCUUACAAUCACGAUAGUAGUCUGCACUUUGUUGCAAACCAGUUUAGCCUAUCCACUUGAAGUGGACGUAGAUGAUGAACCAUCCUACGUCUAUUUAUAUGAGGAAGAACCCCAAAUGUACCACCAUCGUUACGUGAGAUCCCUUCAACCUGGAGCGCCCAGUUUUCCAAUGCCUGGACAACAGAAUCAGGAGGGAUGGAAAUUGGAUCCAUCCCUCACCAGGGACUAAUAUGGGAACACCAGGAGUACGAUAAACGUCCAACACACAGGACCAAAACACGCGGUUGAAGCCAAUUGGGAUAAGGUCAUUAGAGGACCUGCAAGAGCCAAACCUACUUACUCCAUUCGAGGAAGCUGGAAAUGUUUUAUUGAAAUGGCUGUCUCACAUCUCCUAACAUUCACGGUUGUAGUUUGCACUUUGUUGCAAACCAGUUUAGCCUAUCCACUAGAAGUAGACGUGGAUGAUGAACCAUCCUACGUCUAUCUAUACGAGGAAGAACCACAAAUGUACCACCAGCGAUACGUGAGAUCCCUUCAACCUGGAGCGCCCAGUUUUCCAAUGCCCGGACAACAGAAUCAGGAGGGAUGGAAAUUGGACCCAUCUCUAACCAGGGACGAAUAUGGAAACACCAGGAGUACGAUAAACGUCCAACACACAGGACCAAAACACGCGGUUGAGGCCAAUUGGGAUAAAGUCAUUAGAGGACCUGCAAGAGCCAAACCUACUUACUCCAUUCGAGGAAGCUGGAAAUGGUAAGGAAUCCAAGGGCCAAUUUUGUGAUCAACGUCAAUACGCUUAUUUUAACUUGUAAUUUAUUAUUUUGUUGAUGAUUAAAACUCCAAUAUG
This is a messenger RNA of Coccinella septempunctata (seven-spotted ladybird), 1025 nucleotides long. Its product is annotated as acaloleptin A-like. Gene Ontology annotation, biological process: defense response to bacterium. Lineage: Eukaryota; Metazoa; Arthropoda; Insecta; Coleoptera; Coccinellidae. The record is from RefSeq and is a predicted model, not a curated record. Gene Ontology annotation, cellular component: extracellular region. The transcript has 4 exons.